Molecule: messenger RNA, 576 nt
Organism: Sitophilus oryzae (rice weevil)
Lineage: Eukaryota; Metazoa; Arthropoda; Insecta; Coleoptera; Curculionidae
Exons: 1
Coding region: 1-576 (191 amino acids)
Source: RefSeq, a predicted model, not a curated record
AUGUCUGCAGGAAACGACGAUCAUAGUGAUUUGGAUAUUGGUAUGGGCAAAACAAUAAAACACUGCUCCAAAUUUAAAUACCUUGGAGUAACUCUUUCCUCAGAUGGCAAAAGCAAUGAGAAUAUAUCUAAUAAAAUUGGACAGGGAAGAAGAAUAAUUAGGGAACUGAACUCUCUUCUUUGGAGCGAUAGAAUAUCAAGAAGAAUAAAACAGAUGAUGUACAACUGUAUCUUUGAAUCUGUUUGUCCCUACGGAUCGGAGACGUGGGAACUCACAAGGAGAAACAAAGAUAGAUUACUUGCACUUGAAAUGGACUAUUGGAGGCGUAGUAGCAGAACAUCUCGCCUAGAUUACGUAAGAAAUGUUUGUAUAAGAGAGCAGAUGCAAGUAAAUGGAACCAUCUUGGAUAGAAUCCAAGCGAUUGCUAUGGUUUGGCCACCUCCAAAGAAUAGAAGAUUUGAGAAUACCCAAGAAGUAAGGGACUGGAUCCCAGUAGAGAGAAGAAAACGUGGAAGACCAGCAAGAACAUGGCAGGAUGAUGUACAGGAAGCCAUGCUUAAAAGACUGGCGACCUGA